AAUAAAGUGAGCACAUGUGUAUCAGCAGAAACCGUAUGUGUGCAUUCGAAUCACCGAACCUGGAAUUUUUCGGCCGGGAAACUCAGCAUUUUAUACUCCCUUUCCACCUCAGCUGGGACUGCUUACUACAAAACAUUUGAUACGAAAGGUACAUAGACUGUACUGGGUCAAAAUAUUUCCAGGGACUAACUGGGUGGUGCAUCAAAGGGCGAUGGCACCAAUGCAAAGUAAAUCCACAACACAAUCCACCGAUUCCUCUUCACCAUUACCCAUCACCUCCUGCAAUUGUCCAGAAAGAAUGAAAGAAGGUAGCAUUCUCUAUAGCCUACUGUCCUCGACUGCACACGAGCCCAUUGCCAUGGAAAGUGAAGACAGUGGUAGCCCCACCAAUCGCUUGACCACCACUACCACCACCACGUCAACACCCACCGAGAGAAGGUAUCCCACCAACGGCGUAACGUCCGUCUCACAAGUUGUCAACCAGGCGCUGUGGCGGCGUGGCAGCAACCCCUUCAUCCCACCGACCAUCAUCAUGCUGAAACACCAAGAAAGUAUAUGUCAACAGGCUGCGCAACUUCUCCUCAAGACGGUAGACUUUGUAAGGAAUUUACCCUCCACCCAGCGGCUGUGCCCACAUGAUCGCACCACCCUUUUCCAGCACUGCUGGGCGGAACUCCUUGUACUGAUGAUGACACAGUACAAAUUCCACUUUGAAACUGAGGAGAUAGACUUUAGUUUUGGUGUUGACAACGAUGGUGACCAACAGACGUGCCACCAUUGUCAUGGGCACACAAGCGAAAAUAUGCUUCUGCGGUGCUUGGUUGCACUUCAAGGGAUCCCAACGCAAUCGGACAUUCACAUGAUGGAGUGUUUCUUCAGUAAAUGUGAAUUGAUGGGAUUGGACGAUAAGGAGUAUGCUUACCUGAAAAUGACGAUUCUCUUCAAUCCAGGUGAGUGAUAUUACAGCUCAUAAUAAUGCUAUUUGGAUUGCAAAACUUU
Messenger RNA from Asterias rubens (European starfish), 999 nucleotides. RefSeq names its product nuclear receptor subfamily 0 group B member 1-like. The record is from RefSeq and is a predicted model, not a curated record. Gene Ontology annotation, cellular component: cytoplasm; nucleus. The transcript is spliced from 2 exons. Gene Ontology annotation, biological process: negative regulation of transcription by RNA polymerase II. Gene Ontology annotation, molecular function: transcription corepressor activity; transcription factor binding. Bases 212 to 958 code for a protein of 248 amino acids. Lineage: Eukaryota; Metazoa; Echinodermata; Asteroidea; Forcipulatida; Asteriidae.